Candoia aspera is the source of this 1372-nucleotide messenger RNA. RefSeq names its product nudE neurodevelopment protein 1 (gene NDE1). NCBI's taxonomy places the organism in Eukaryota, Metazoa, Chordata, Lepidosauria, Squamata, Candoiidae. Gene Ontology annotation, biological process: establishment of mitotic spindle orientation; chromosome segregation; mitotic centrosome separation. The record is from RefSeq and is a predicted model, not a curated record. Gene Ontology annotation, molecular function: microtubule binding. The transcript has 8 exons. Gene Ontology annotation, cellular component: kinetochore; kinesin complex; centrosome. The coding region runs from base 22 to 1242 and encodes 406 amino acids.
UAAUGCCAGGCGGCUUUUACGAUGAGUGACCCUGAAGGGAGGACGUUCAACUCCGCAGAAGAAGAGAAGAGCUACUGGAAGGAGCUCUCGGCCAAAUACAAGCAGUGUGCAGAGAGCGCCCAGGAGGAGCUGCACGAGUUCCAGGAAGGCAGCCGGGAGUACGAAGCCGAGCUGGAGAUGCAGCUGCAGCAGCUUGAGUCUCGGAACCGGGAUCUGCUCUCGGAGAACAGCCGGCUGCAGAUGGAAGUGGAGUCGGUCAAGGAGAAGCUCGCGAGUCAACACGCCACAGGGCACCAGCAGGUCUCGGCCCUGGAGGAGGAGCUGGCGCAGGCAAGGGCCUCCCGGGACCAGCUGCAGAGGUACAUCCGGGAGCUGGAACAAGGCAACGAUGACCUGGAAAGAGCCAAGAGGGCCACCAUCACAACCCUGGAGGACUUCGAGCAGCGGCUGAACCAGGCCAUCGAACGCAACGCCUUCCUUGAGAGUGAGCUGGACGAAAAAGAGAGCCUCUUGGAGUCGGUGCAGCGGCUGAAGGAUGAAGCCAGAGAUCUGCGCCAAGAGCUGGCUGUGCAGCAGAAGCAGGAGAAGCCAAAGGCUGCGGCGGAGGGCUCCCUGGAAGCUGGACAGACAGACACAGCCGUGCAAGCUGCCUUUUCCAGGCCGUCAACCCCUGUGGUCUCCCGAGGGCCAAGCCUUGGAUUUAGUACCCCAGGAGCCUUCAGAAGAGGUUUCGAGGAUGGCUGCAGUGCAACCCCGCUUACGCCAGCGGCGCGGAUAUCAGCACUGAACAUAGUGGGGGACCUCCUCCGGAAAGUUGGGGCGCUGGAAUCCAAGCUGGCCUCCUGCCGAAACUUCGUGUAUGACCAGGCUCCGUACCAAAGCCUGGCACCCCCACCUGCCUGUUUGGGCAGGGAUGUGUACCAGAGGUGGCUGAGCGGCCCCCGCGUUUCCCAGGGACUUUGCCCCUUUGCUCAAAUGCACCACCCCUGGCUGCUCAAUCCCGCCAGAGAAGAGCCCUGCUGGAUUGGGCCCCAAGGUCAGUCUGGCCAGCAUCUUCAGGGCUUGGGGAGGCCCUGGAGUUGGGCAAAGAGGCGCCCCACAGCGCCGUUGCGAGAGAACAGGGAGGAAACACGGCACCUGGCCCUUGCCUUCUGCAACCUGGUGCACUCCAGAUUCCCAGCUGCCUGGAAACUGGGACUGCCCCCCGCCCAGUCUGGAGAGAGCCGGGUUGGCCUCGUGUGAAAAGGGGGAAGGAGGCGAGAUCGGGUGAAAGAAAGACGCCCUGGAGCCGCAAGAGGGAACCCACCCUCCUGGGGCAGGAAGGGUGCCGAUUCCUUGCCCAGGGCUGGCUCUUUCUACCAAGGCAGUGAGA